GUGUGGUGGCACACACACACACACAACCAGUGAAGCAGGUUCCAGGUGAGCAGUGGUGACCGCACCCCAGCCAAUCUCAAACGGGCCGGAAGCGGCCGAGGAAGCAUCGAAGCAAACACGCGCGCAAGGCCAAAUGGCGGAAGGAAACCACACGCUGACUAUCUCAGAGUUUGACUUUGAAAAACAUUUUGACCAGACUGAAGCUCAAAGAUGGAUGAAGGACUACUGGGCCACGUCAUUUGCGGUCAGCACUUUGUACGCCGCACUGGUGUUUGGAGGGCAGCGCUACAUGAGGCCCCACCCUAAAAUGAACCUGCGGAGGCCUUUGUUUGUGUGGUCACUCUCUCUCGCUCUCUUUAGUACGAUGGGUGCGGCGCGCACAUGCCGGUACAUGCUUCACAUCCUGGGCAAUGGCGGCCUGAGACGUUCCGUGUGCGAACAGAGCUUCUACAACGGACCCGUCAGUAAGUUCUGGGCUUUCGCCUUCGCCAUGAGCAAGGUACCUGAGCUGGGCGACACGAUGUUUAUCGUGCUUCGGAAGCAGCGCCUGCUGUUUCUGCACUGGUACCACCACAUCACAGUGCUGCUGUACUCGUGGUACUCAUACAAGGAGAUGGUGGCAGGCGGCGGCUGGUUCAUGACCAUGAACUACAGCGUGCAUGCGCUCAUGUACACCUACUACGCAUGGCGCGCCGCGGGCGUGCGUGUGCCCCGCGCGCUGGCCGUGGUCCUCACGGCCGCUCAGCUGGCGCAGAUGGCGGCGGGCCUGGCGGUGAACGGCCUGGUGUACCGAUGGAUGCCGUCCGUCGACUGCCCAGCGCGGCCCCCGCACGUCGCCUGGGGUUCACUCAUGUACCUCAGCUACUUGCUGCUCUUUGCCGACUUCUUCUACCACGCGUACCUGGAGCCCCGCCCCAAGGCCGAGUAGCCGCGAGCCUUUCCUGUCUUCGAGUUUUGUUUUGGAAAGAUGGCGAUGAGUACGAUAAGAGACUGAAAGCAGACACAAAAGAGUUUCAAUUCACUGACCUGUUUCUUCUGGUUUGACUGCAUUGCUGCUGCCACCCACCCCCCACCCCCAUGUGGCCAGCAGCCAAUCAGGUGCAGCCAAAUAUUCCCACUCCUUUCAUGUGCCUAUACCAAAGUCAACCUUGAACUUUAAAUCAAUAUGCUUUUUCCUACAUCUAAUGUUUACAUCGCCGUCGGCCGGAUGUGUUCACCUGCCUAUUUGCAGAUUUUGGUUUUUAACCUAUCCUCUGUUAUUCACUGAAAAAUGUGCCCAUUUGCAGUAUUGCGCUCUGAAACACCCUAACAUGCCAAAAGAUGGCACCAAAUCUCUGCUUAAUAGUGUGGGAGAGACGACUUUGGAAAUGUCAUUGAUUACAAUUAAAAGUUGCCCUGUUGAAAAUGUAAUGGUAGUGCAACUAUAUCAAUUACUUUCUCAAAGUAAUAGAACUAAUUACACUUGAUUAGAUUUUGAUGACUUUUCUUAAUUUUGAAUGAAUGCGCCAACAGGACCCUUGGACGUUUCCUCGGAAACUGGAGAACCCAGAGAAAACCCACACAAGCACGGGGAGAACAUGCAAACUCCACACAGGCAAGACUGGAUUUGAACCAGAGUCCUCAGAAUUGUAAGGCAGAGGAGCUAACCAGUCUGUCCACCGUGCCGCACGCACACACACGCCAAGAUAUUUACCAGCAUUUGGUGCCCUCCACCCCUCCUUGAGCGGUCACGGUUAUCAUGGUGGAGGGGUUUGUGUGACCCAAUGAUCCUAGGACCUAAGUUGUCUGGGGGUUUAUGCCCCUGGCAGGGUCACCCAUGGCAAACAGGUCCUAGGUGAGGGACCAGCUCCACAGAGCCAAUGACCCCAAUGAUGAAAACAGAGGAAAACGUUUUCCCUUGCCCAGACGCGGGUCACCGGGGCACCCCUCUGGAACCAGGCCCAGUUUGGUGACCUCAGUAUCGCAUCUCGGCUUUUUGCAGAUGAUGCGGUUCUGUUGGCUUCAUCUAGCAGUGAUCUCCAGCUUUCACUGGAGCAGUUCGCAGCAGAGUGUGAAGCGGCUGGGAUGAAAAUCAGCACCUCCAAAUCUGAUACCAUGGUCCUCAGUCGGAAAAGGGUGGCGUGCCCUCUCCGGGUCGGGGAUGAGAUCCUGCCCCAAGUGGAGGAGUUCAAGUAUCUUAGGGUCUUGUACACAAGUGAGGGAAGAAUGGAACGGGAGAUCGACAGGAAGAGGUGGAUGAAGUGGUAGCGAGAGGGAAGUCUGGGAUUCCCUGCGAAAGCUACUGCGGCCGCGACCCAACCUCAGAUAAGCGGAAGAAAAUGGAUGGAUGGAUGGAUGGAUGGUGCCCUCUAGUGACCAUGUGACACAAUUGCUCACCUCCCAAAACAAAUAUCUUCAAAUAAUCCCCAAAUGUGUUACAAAAAAUAUUUUCAUAAACGUGUGCUUCAUGUUCAAUAAUUUCCAAACCCUACAGUGAAGCGUUAAAAGAAGAACAGUGAUGAUCGACAUUUGAACCCUUUAAAACAGGGCUUAGCAAAAUACACCAAGUGUUGGGUUGUUAAAAUUGAUUAUUUUUCCAUUCAUUUAUCUCAUUAUUAAAUUAUUUGAUUUAACCGUAAUUACAUAAAAAAACAAAAACUAUUGUAAUCCUGUAUUUUUUGCAAAUGUGUAUCAUUUCAUUAAAUAUUUUAGCUGUUUCAUCAUAAAUUAAUUAUGAAUAGAACAUUUUAAUAAAUACUAAUUUAAAAUACAUUUUACAUAUUUAGAACUGUAUUUUUCAUUCAAUUGUGUUGAUUUAUUGUAAACAAGGUAGGAAAAAAAAUUAUAUUUAAAUGAAUAUAACUAACGACUGGUUAGAGCGUCAGCCUCACAGUUCUGAGGUGCGGGGUUCAAUCCCCGUCCCCGCCUGUGUGGAGUUUGCAUGUUCUCCCCGUGCCUGCGUGGGUUUUCUCCGGGCACUCCGGUUUCCUCCCACAUCCCAAAAACAUGCAUUAAUUGGAGACUCUAAAUUGCCCGUAGGUGUGACUGUGAGUGCGAAUGGUUGUUUGUUUCUAUGUGCCCUGUGAUUGGCUGGCAACCAGUUCAGGGAUGACAGCUGGGAUAGGCUCCAGCACGCCCGCGACCCUAGUGAGGAGAAGCGGCUCAGAAAAUGGAUGGAUGAAUAUAACUAAUGCAAGAAAAAAUCAUUUAAGUGUUCAAGCCUCAGCACUUUUUGGGCUCAUUCAGUGUGACGUCACGGUCUCCCAACCAAUCCCGGGCCUCAUCUCUACUGGGUCAGGUGGCACUUCCAAGUGGUUCAAACCUGUACUGCAGCACAAUCACCGAGUGCCAGAAGUUGAUUCAGAAUAAAAGAUCAAUUUGAAGAUGA
Molecule: messenger RNA, 3367 nt
Organism: Phyllopteryx taeniolatus (common seadragon)
Lineage: Eukaryota; Metazoa; Chordata; Actinopteri; Syngnathiformes; Syngnathidae
Product: elongation of very long chain fatty acids protein 6-like
Exons: 4
Coding region: 134-928 (264 amino acids)
Biological process (GO): fatty acid elongation, monounsaturated fatty acid; fatty acid elongation, polyunsaturated fatty acid; very long-chain fatty acid biosynthetic process
Cellular component (GO): endoplasmic reticulum membrane
Molecular function (GO): fatty acid elongase activity
Source: RefSeq, a predicted model, not a curated record